AUGCGCCCUACUGCUGUUACUGCAGUAGAUACAACGUCAACAAGCGGUGAUUCUACUGUCAUUUUCAUUGUCAUCUUCGUGAUCGUCGGGUUGGCCUGCAUUAUCGCCUUUUUUGUUUGGAAACGUCAACAGAAUCGCAAACGUCCGAAGGAACGAUGUUAUAAUCUUCCGUCCACUACUGUGCGUUCUGGCAUCAGUCAUGGGACUUUAAACGAUAACGAUCGACGGAUGAACUCUCCAUACGGUAAACAUUCAAGGGACAAGAAAACAGGACGCUCUGAGUCCCAUCACUCGAGGACAGAACGUCCUCCUCAGCGGCCAGCUAAUGGAGCACCGACUCACACCCGACAGCAACAACAAAAGCCUCAGUACCAGCACCAACCUCAGUACGAACACCAGCAUCAACAUCAACACCAUCCUCAGUACCAACCUCCGUACCAGAAUCACUAUGAGCCGGGGGAUUCAUUUCCACCACCGCCUCCACCUCCCCCUGAGAUCCCAAUGUUAGAGCCAGACGAGGAUCAAGGACCUGGUCUUUUGAUGGUGGAGCUCCAGCAGAGCCAAAUGAAGUUCAGUAUGGAAGAAUUACAGGGUAGACGAACGGACCCGGCAGUAAUCGCACGCACACAAGAGACAGUAAGAAAGGUACUAGCGGAGCUGGCAAGAGAUCCUGAAUUUGAAGAAAGCUGGAUUCCGUACGACUCGCUCUACUUUACACGUGCAAUCUCAAAAGGUGCUUUCGGAGAGGUGUGGCUAGCCCAGCUGGAAAACACUCAGGUGGCCGUCAAGAAAAUUUUGGAUGAAAAAAGGCACGACGUGAAGGAGAUUGAGUGUUUUGGAGAGGAAAUCAAGCUUCUGGCUUUGUUCAAGCACCCGAAGAUUGUCGGGUUUAUUGGUGUCUCAUGGAGUGACAAGCAGGAUCUGUGUGCAGUAACAGAGUACAUGGCCAAGGGCGAUUUGUACGACUACUUGAAGCGUCGCAAGGGCAAGUUGAACUGGCCCGACCAUAAGAUGUGGUUGGCCAGGGACAUUGCCGAAGCUCUGGUGUACCUUCACUCGCUGUCACCAAAAAUCAUUCAUCGUGAUCUCAAGUCGAAGAACAUUCUACUAGACAACAAGUACCGUGCAAAGCUGAGCGACUUUGGCAUUAGCCGGAAGCGCUCUGCAGAGGAGACAAUGACGGCAGGCGUUGGCACUAUCUAUUGGACUGCUCCUGAGGUACUCAUGGGCAAGAAGUACACCGAGAAGGCUGAUAUAUACUCUUUCGGCAUUGUCAUGGCAGAAAUGGACACGUGCGAAGAGCCGUACUCGGACAAGCGUGAUAGUGCUGGUAAGGAGCUCCAGAGUAUGAAAAUCAUUCAAUUGGUGAUUCGCCAGGGCCUCCGACCGUCGUUCUUAGAGGAUUGCCCGAAGCAAGUUAAGGCGCUUGCCGGCCGCUGUUUGGACGCUAAUCCGGACAAACGUCCAUCGGCACCGGAGCUGCUCAAUAUUCUGCAUAAUAUUCAGGAUGAUAUGCAGCAUUAA
This is a messenger RNA of Peronospora farinosa, 1524 nucleotides long. The record is from the annotation of a GenBank genome assembly. NCBI's taxonomy places the organism in Eukaryota, Oomycota, Peronosporomycetes, Peronosporales, Peronosporaceae.